GUCAAUCGAGUUCAGUUCAGAAGAGAAAAAAAACAACAAAAAUGUUUUCUCUUGUUCGAUGCUUGGACCUCCAAAAAAUUUAGUGUGAAAAAUCUAAAUUUUGCACAGUUUCUCUGCUGAAAUCCGGCUAAAAACACCAUGUGGAUCCCUCCGCGCGAGUGCGCAAUGCCGUUUGCAUUGUGGCUCAGCGAGAGCACCCUGACCACGUCCAACUACUUUAUGCUGCAGCGUCGGAAGGGCCACGGCGGCCAGCGCGGGUUCUCGUCGAUGCUGGUCGGCACGCUGGACAACGUACUGGACACGAAGCCUUCGCCCUACCGGAUACUGCACCUGCAGCCCUCGACCGGGUUGUACUACGAAAUCGCCGCCGACAUCACGCUGGAAGCAAUUCUCAAGGACUGGGAGUGGCUCUCGAAGAAUCUGUUCCGCGUGAUCAACGAGAUGGAAACGGAGGAGGAAAUCACAAACUUCACCAUUUGCAAGAUCCAAUCACUGCUGGCGCACAGUUCGCGUACCACCGAGGAAUCGUCCAUGGUCGACCCGACCAGUUUCCACGUGAUGGUGAGCAAGUUCCGCGAAAAGUUCAAAAUGCCCGAGGACGAAAAGCUCGUCAGUCACUACUCGUGCAGUUACAUCAAGAAGGUUCCCCGGCAGGGUCAGCUGUAUCUGUCGUUGAACCAUCUGUGCUUUUACUCGUACCUGUUUGGGGCGGAGAGCAAGCUGCGGUUCCGGUACAAUGAGUUGACGGAUAUAAAAAAGUCUGGGAAUAUGAUUACGAUCAAGACGACGCAGAUGAAGGAGUACACGUUUGCGUUUUUGUACUCGCCGUCGGAAGCGUACAACUUGAUCGAGCAGAUGUCGAAGAUUACGAUGCAGAAGUUGAUCCAGGAUCCGGACCGGCCGAUCGUGGACCAUGAUCCGGUGGUGGGUCGCAAGAUGGAGAAGAACGUGGGCCAAAAGACGGUGCUGUUGCGGGAUUUGACGACGCGGCAGUUGAGCGACGAGUACCGGGCGCACUUCCGGCUGCCGCUGGCGGAGAUGCUGGACGGGAAGAUUACGGCGGCGCUUUGGACGCCGUACACGAAGAAGCACGUGAACGGGAUGAUUUAUCUGUCCCAGAGCUACAUGUGCUUCAAGAGUGAUGUGUACGGACUGGUUGGGCUGGUCAUUCCGUUGAACAAGAUUAUGAGCGUUGAGAAGAAAGAAGACCCGCACGAUCGGUUCAGCAAUCGGAUCAUCGUGACGACCUCGGAUGCCAACAUUUUCCUGUUUUCGCACAUUCUGGAUCGGGACUUUCUGAUCGGUCGGAUCUCGGAUCUGCUGUCCAAGACGGUGACUCCACCCAGGUACAGCGAGGACAUCGACUGGACGAAACAGGAACCGCUGAUGCACCUGUUCAAGGACCCGGACAACAAGGCGUUUGACGACCUGCAGGCGGAGAAGCUCAAAAAAUGGGAAGAACACUUCUCGAUCUACGGCCGGGGCAUUUCGAUGUUCCGCACGACGGAGACGAUCAACCUGGUCAUCGACGGCAUUCCGGACGCGCUGCGCAGCGAGCUGUGGAAGAUCUACUCGGGCGCGAUCAACAUGAAGCUGAUGCAUCCGGGGCUGUACAAGGAGUUGGUGGCGCAGUCCGCGGGUCAGCACUCGUCCACGUUCGAGGAAAUCGAGCGCGACCUGCACCGAUCGCUGCCGGAACAUCCGGCCUUCCAGACCAACAUCGGCAUCAUGGCGCUGCGGCGGGUUCUGCAGGCGUAUGCGGUGCGUAAUCCGGAGAUUGGUUACUGCCAGGCGAUGAACAUCGUCUCGUCGGUAUUUCUCAUUUACUGUGACGAGGAGGACGCCUUCUGGAUCCUGUGCUGUCUGUGCGAGUCGCUGCUGCCGGACUAUUACAAUGACAAGGUCGUCGGGGCACAGAUCGAUCAGGGGUUGUUGGACGAGCUGAUUGGGACGCAUCUGCCGAGUCUGCACGUCAAGUUGGGCGAUUUGGGCAUGAUCCGGAUGAUAUCGCUGUCCUGGUUCUUGACCAUCUUUCUGAGCGUGAUGCCGUACGAGAGUGCGCUGCACAUCAUCGAUUGCUUUCUUACCGACGGAGCCAAAGUGAUAUUCAUUAUUGCGCUGAAGAUCCUGGAAUGGAACCAGGAAAAGCUCCUCAAUUGUAAAGACGACGGUGAGGCGAUGCAGUUGCUGUCGAACUACCUGAUGGGCAUUUACAACGACGAAGUUCAACAGAUCAAAAACAUGGACAAGGAGCGGAGUCAGUUGAGGAGUCAAUCGGUACAAACGCUGAUCUACGACGCGUAUCGUAACUUUGGCAAGCAAAUCACAUCCCAGCGGAUCGAGGAGCUGCGAAACAAGCACCGGCGGUUGACGAUCCACCAGCUGGAGAAGGACCUGGAGACGAGCUUCGUCAGGAACUACAAGGACAAUGGUUACUUCGACGCCGACGAGCUCCGGAUGCUGCUGUGCUACACCAAGGACGAGAAGAUUACGCUCAAGAACUGCAGCCGGCAGACGAGCGUGGCCGGCGGUACCGAGCAGGUGUACGACGCGGCCCUGCUGCAGGACACGAAGAAGCGCUGCCGAGACAACCGGUACGACUGCUUCCGGGUAGAUUUCGACACCUUCCGGAAGCUGUUCAUCGAGCUGACCCCGUGGGGACACGUGCAGAACAUUGACGUAGCCGAGAAGCUGUUCCGGCUGAUGGACAAACAGGUCUGCGGAUAUCUCGAGUUCAAGCAGCUCAUCUUCGCACUAGGGAUCAUCUGCUCGAAGCGGGCAACCGAAAAGCUGAAGCUGCUCUACAUUCUGCACCUGCCACCGCUGUUGUCCGCGCAGGAGAUCGAAAACAGCAGCAGCAUGACCGAGUCGAAGGACUCGGACACGGAAGUCGCCACCGAAGCGGAAAGUUUCUUCAGCGACAACCCCAUUGAAACCAUCAAAUCCUUGCCAUCGCCAAUCGACAUCAGUCUGGAAGCGUCCGACGUGGAGAACCUCUCGCUGUCCCACUUUAACGCCGGAACGCCCAACCUGUCCAUCGACGAGUCGUCCACCAACGCCGAAACGUCCUCCAUUUUCUACGUUGACCUGCCCGUCCCGGUGGCGUCCACUUCGGCGGGCGGCAACCCAGCGGGCGAGGCCGAAUCGUUCGGCUCGCGGUCGGACAUCAGCGAUCUGGGCUUCAACCGGAUCAGCUUCGAGGACGCCAGCAGCAGCACGACCACCAACGGACGACGCGUUGCCGGUUAUGGGGGGAACGAAACGCGCAGCAUUAGCAGCCUGCGGAUAUUCCUGGACGAGCCGGACUCGAACUUUACCAACAAAACCAUUCCGAACAUGGCCCAGCGAAACUUUAUCGCACUGUGGACCACGCUGCUGGAGAUUCUGAACCGGGCCAAGCGGGUGCCGGACGCCGAGGUGCAGCAGGCUUACAACACGCUAAUUUCUCUGGGAGAAGACGCCGUACUAAACCGAAGUGAAGACAGCAUCGAGAGCUUCACCCAGUUUUCGAUACCAAACGAGACGGACCCCAACGGGAACCCCUCUGGCGGUGCCGGCCCCGUCCCCGCUGUUCCGCUGGACCGCAGCUCGGCUUCCGCCGCGUCCACCCCGAAGCGACAUUCCGCGGGACGGAGAAGCGCGGACGGUGGCGGCCUCUGGGAGGUCACGCUGAACCAGUUUGUCGCGACGACCAUCUCGGUGUGUGCCAUCGACGAGCACUUUACGCAGCCGUUUUCCAUCAUGUCCCGCAUCGAAAUGCUCCAGAAGAACCGACGAAAGUGCAAAGCUUAAGGGCAAACACGAUACGUAAAAAAGUCAGGCUGUUUUUGUUUUUAUUGUGCAAAACAUAAAGCUUACGUGCUUCUGCUUCGAAAUAGAAAGGGCCGACAAUCCCAAGAGUGGAAGAAAAUACGGACAGAGUCCUCUCUCCCGGGUUGGAACCUGCUCUGCAAAGUGCUCUUGUGACAAAAGACGACAAAAAAAAAGUACGAACAAAAUCACAUUUUUAGGAAACUAUUACAAAGCAAACAAAAUAAGCAGCAGCUUCGUCCACGUGUGGCAUUAAAUUGACAAAGUUUUAGUGCAUGAAAUGUACCUUCUUUCACAAACAGCAUAUUUACCUAACAACACGGAUAAUAUUGUGUAAUCUCUAUUAGGCCAUUAUGACAGAUUAUUGUUAUCGGAUGAUGAUUAUUAUUAAUAUAAUGGAAUAUUUUUAUCCUAA
Molecule: messenger RNA, 4225 nt
Organism: Culex quinquefasciatus (southern house mosquito)
Lineage: Eukaryota; Metazoa; Arthropoda; Insecta; Diptera; Culicidae
Gene: Tbc1d8-9
Product: TBC1 domain family member 9
Exons: 10
Coding region: 139-3792 (1217 amino acids)
Molecular function (GO): calcium ion binding
Source: RefSeq, a predicted model, not a curated record